UUAUUGGGGAAUAGAGGGCAGAAAACCCAAGCUUCUGUUACAUAGGUAACAAAAUGUAAAGGAGAAGACAGAAAGAAAACCAUUCCUGGAAACAACUUUAAUCCAUAAAUCGUCAAGCCUGCCGUGCUAUUAAAUGAAGAGGAAACACAGUGAUUUAAACACAUCCUUAAAGAAAGCCAACGAGAGAUCGUUCUUGGUUUUUGUGCUUUGUGGCAUUCAUCGAAUUCUUUUCACUUCUUUUACUGUAGAAACUGCAUUUAAGUUAGAAAAAUGAAGCAGUUGAAAAGGAAAAGGAAAAGCAAUUUCAGUGUUCAGGAAACUCAGACACUUUUGAAAGAAAUUACGAAAAGGAAAGAAGUCAUUUUUUCCAAGCAACUCAAUACAACAAUUAAUGUGAUGAAGCGAAUGGCUUGGGAGGAAAUUGCACAGUGUGUGAAUGCCGUAGGAGAAGGAGAACAGAGAACAGGGACAGAAGUGAAAAGAAGGUACCUUGACUGGCGAGCACUUAUGAAGAGGAAGAGAAUGAAGGCAAACAUUAAGCUCGUUGGUUCUGGCUUUCCCCUUCCCACAUCAGAUUUAGAUGAUUCUCUCACUGAAGAGAUAGAUGACAAGAUUGGAUUCCGAAAUGAUGCAAAUUUUGAUUGGCAAAAUGUGGCAGAGUUCAGGGAUGCAGGUGGGUCCUUAACUGAAGUUAAAGUGGAAGAGGAAGAAAGGGAUCCACAGAGUCCUGAAUUUGAGAUUGAGGAGGAAGACGAAAUGUUGUCAUCAGUCAUCCCAGAUUCCAGGAGGGAAAAUGAACUUCCUGAUUUUCCUCACAUUGAUGAGUUUUUUACCCUUAACUCAACACCAUCUAGAUCAUACGACGAGCCCCAUUUGCUUGUAAACAUAGAGAAACAGAAACUAGAGCUGGAAAAACGCCGACUGGAUAUUGAGGCUGAAAGACUGCAGGUAGAGAAGGAACGCUUACAGAUUGAGAAGGAGAGGCUACGGCAUUUAGACAUGGAGCACGAGCGACUUCAGCUGGAGAAGGAGCGGCUGCAGAUUGAAAGAGAGAAAUUGAGGUUACAGAUCGUCAGUUCAGAGAAACCGUCCUUGGAAAAUGAACUUGGUCCAGGAGAAAAGUCCAUGCUUCAACCACAGGACAUAGAAGCAGAGAAGUUAAAACUUGAGAGAGAACGCUUGCAACUGGAAAAAGAUAGGCUGCAGUUUUUGAAGUUUGAAUCAGAGAAACUGCAGAUUGAAAAAGAACGCUUACAAGUAGAGAAAGAGAGACUUAGAAUUCAGAAGGAAGGGCACUUGCAGUGAAUUUUAUAGGUCUCCAUUUAGUGAAUGUUUGUAAAUCUUAGGUUUU
Messenger RNA from Orycteropus afer afer, 1351 nucleotides. It is a transcript of the gene MSANTD4, whose product is annotated as Myb/SANT DNA binding domain containing 4 with coiled-coils. The record is from RefSeq and is a predicted model, not a curated record. Lineage: Eukaryota; Metazoa; Chordata; Mammalia; Tubulidentata; Orycteropodidae.